CUUUUGUGCGCGUCUUCCAUUCACCUAGCCUUUUGGCACCUUUCGUUUGGGCCGUUAGUAGGCACUCUCCUUAUUAUACAAGCGUCAUCCUGUCCCCAUUGUCAAACGCAUCGCGCGUACCUUUUGCGCUUCGCCCCGUUCGCGAUGUCUUUCACGGACGACGCCCUUAAGGCGAAGCUGUCAGCUCUCAACGAGACCCAGGAGGGCAUCGUCACUGUCUCCCAAUGGGUUAUUUUUCAUAGACGAUAUGCUGAGCGAAUUGCGCAGCUUUGGCUGCAAAAGCUCCGCGAUUCCCCAGCGCCGAAGCGACUUAAUCUGAUAUACCUUGCCAAUGAGGUCACACAGCAGUCAAAAGCCAGGCGCAAAGAGGACUUCGUCAAUGCCUUUUCACCCAUAAUUGCCGAAGCUAUGACGAUUGCAUAUAAGGGUUCAUCGAACGAAAUCCAGCAGAAGCUUCGACGAGUCGUAGAGGUGUGGAGACAACGUUCGAUAUUUGAGCUUCCGAUUCAGGAAGCCGUAGAAGCCCGUGUGGACGAAAUUGACAGGUCCCGCUCCACAGGAAAGAAGCCAUUAGGGGGUUCCUUUUUUGCAAGCUCAUCAGGUCCUGCAACUCCCGCUGAACUUCAACCCCUUGUUCCUCUGCAGGUAGCACUAUCCAAGUCUGUUAUGACUGCCGGUGCGUCUGCUACGACGGCAAAUGCAGAGUACGAUAAAAUGCACGACCCUAAUUACCCCCAACCUACACCUCCGGUUUUAGCGGCGCGGCUAAGCCAGUUAUUAAAGACACUGGCCAAUGCUGAGAGUUCAGUAUCGGAGAGUAUCAAGUCACGGCAUGCCCUUAUUGAAGAACUCGAGAAGCUCCUUGAAGCAAACCGUUCAGCACUAUCGAAGGAGCAUUCUACUGUUGCACGAUUGUCGGAGAGGAAAGCAGAAACCGAGGCUAAAAAACGCGAAGUUGAGGAUGCAAUCAUGAAAGGCCUCUCUGCGGAGAAUUUUGGCGAUAAUCACCUUAAUGAAUCUGGGAAGGAAGCAGAUCCUGUUCCACGUCCGGCUGUUGAAGGGCUCACUCCUCCACCCGUUGAGGCUAUUACCCCCGUGGGCUCCCCUAAACCAGAAGCCCAGGAUCUUAACACCUCUGCCUUUGCACAUGAUUCCCACAGACUGGAUGCUGGUAAUAGCUUUGGCCUCCCUGGUUUUGGACAGGCAGGGAACUUUGCUCUUCCUGGAACUAACCUGUCCACUCUUGCUGCCUCUCUGAGCAACCCUCAGUUUAACAGCACUAACGGCACCGGCUCUAAAAAGCGCAAAGUGAGCCAUGAAGAGGAGGACUAUGCUAAGUUUGCAGGCGGAGAUUUGGAUGCUGACGUAGCAGAAUUGCUGGCACAGGAAGGAAGCCAGAAGUGAUUAACAUAAUUCUUUAGUUCUUACUCUAAAUAUUGUACUCCGUACUGGAACUACUGAUGGUUUCAAGCCUCUGAUUUCUGAGUUUCUUCAUUGGCUUUUGCUCCUUUGCGUAUAAUACCAGAUAUAUCUUUCUUUGACCGAGCCCAUCUAUCUUGUCUUUCGCACUCUUGAUUGGACUACCAAAAUGCAAAGUGCUGCCAAUUUUAGUUUCAGGUAUAUAGCCGACUUUCCUCCUUAGCAGGCCUUUCAACCAAAUAGUAGCAAUGAAAUUGAUCCGUGGCAUUUGAU
Messenger RNA from Monascus purpureus, 1692 nucleotides. Lineage: Eukaryota; Fungi; Ascomycota; Eurotiomycetes; Eurotiales; Aspergillaceae. The record is from the annotation of a GenBank genome assembly.